ACUGUGAAUUAAGACAUUUAAACCUCAAAUUUAGAUAGUUUUAGGAUUAGAGAUUUGUAAAUACAGCCUAUCAGAUGUUUUAAGGAAAGACCGUAUUCGAGUACUUGAUCGAUAUCUAUAUAUGAAAGGGUAGACGGGUAUUCUCUUAUUGCAAGCAAUUCGAUGUGCACGCGUAUACCUUGUGCACGUGGUGUACAUAAGUUACUUUACCCUAACCUAACAAUUAUCACGUCACAGUUUCUUUAACUUCGUAAGGUGCAUAAAUUAUUAGUGCGUGGUAUAAAGAUUAGAAAGUAAAUUAUUUAUUAUAAUGGCAAUGCAGGUUCCUGCAAAUGUGGAUUCUGGGCAAAUUAAAACUUUUCGAGAGUUCCUGACGUCCUAUAACAAAUUAUCAGAAAUUUGUUUUAUUGAUUGCAUUAAUGAUUUUACUACUCGGGAUAUCAAGUCGAAGGAGGAAAAGUGUGCCCUGAAUUGCAUGGAAAAAUAUUUGAAGAUGAACCAAAGAGUAUCGCAACGAUUUCAAGAGUUCCAAGUGAUUGCUAAUGAAAAUGUAAUAGCAGCUAAUAAAAAAUUAGGUGAAGGUACAUAACUUUGUACGUUGAAUAAAUAAAUUGUUCAUAAAUUAAAUUAUAUGUGUUAGGUUAGUAUGUACUGCAAUUUGGAUAUUCCAUUGUUCUUGUAUACUUUUGUGCUUGCACAAAAUGAACUGUGAAUAUAAUAAACAUUUAAUUAAAAGUAACAAGAAAUAGAUAUUCAUUUAGAAUUCAUAGUAUAAACAUCUGUUACACAAUAUUUACAUGUA
Nomia melanderi (Alkali bee) is the source of this 802-nucleotide messenger RNA. It is a transcript of the gene Tim9a, whose product is annotated as translocase of inner membrane 9. NCBI's taxonomy places the organism in Eukaryota, Metazoa, Arthropoda, Insecta, Hymenoptera, Halictidae. The record is from RefSeq and is a predicted model, not a curated record.